UAUCCAAUAAUAUGGUUUUGAAGGGGAUAUACGGUAAGUAUUUUGUUCUGACAUGAGUUGUAAGUAUUGGAAGUUAUGCAACAACAAAUCCCAAUGGACCAUCGAUGAGACAAACGUCGUAAGUUGUAAAUUUAGAUAAGAAUCGGAAAAAGGCAUAUAUAUGAAUAUGAUUGUGGUUGCGUUUGUGUGCUGUGCAAGAAAAGUGGGUGAUGAGGCACACGUGCAACAGCCUUAACUUCUUCAACUCUGAAAAAAGGAGAGUUCCUAAGGCGGUUUUGUGUGAGCAAAGCAGAAAGCCAACAAACAUUUGCAUAACCUCAAUCUCAAAGCCAGGCAGUCAACAAGAGAGAGAGAGAGAGAGAGAGUUGACCGGGCGUCUUGCGGGUGAGCUACCGGCCAAUCCCUCACACGCUCAAUAGCGUUGAAUUCUUUAAUAAAAUCAUGCACCCUUGAUGGUGGUUCUCUCUUUUUCCUACACAACCCCAUGCAAUAUGCAAUAACGUUCCUUGUAUUAUAUAAACAAUAAACUACUUACCAUUUCUUUUCUCAUUAAAACCAUCCAAUCAGAAAAAGUGCCUCAAACAAAUCUCACGUCCUUUAUCAAAGAUUAGCUAAAGCUAGCUAGCUAGGUCAAGAAGUGAGGCUGCAAGCAAUUCUCUUUUCGGUUCAUUGCUUAUUCUACUCUUUUUCUCACCCUGUUGUUGCCGAAUCUUUAGCCUCAUUGUUAUCAUUUUCUUAUGGAGUUGGAGUGAAACAAACAAAAAGCAAAGGAAAUCAAAGAAAAGAAAAGAUGGGUCGGAUUCCAUGUUGUGAGAAGGACAAUGUGAAAAGAGGGCAGUGGACACCUGAGGAAGACAACAAGCUCUCCUCGUAUAUCGCCCAACAUGGCACCCGCAAUUGGCGUCUCAUCCCCAAGAAUGCUGGUCUUCAAAGAUGCGGGAAAAGCUGCAGGUUGCGAUGGACUAAUUACCUUCGGCCAGACCUUAAGCACGGCCAAUUCUCAGUUGCGGAGGAGCAAACUAUUGUGAAACUUCAUUCUGUUGUUGGCAAUCGCUGGUCAUUGAUUGCUGCUCAGCUACCUGGCCGCACUGACAAUGAUGUUAAAAAUCACUGGAACACCAAGCUGAAGAAGAAGCUUUCAGGCAUGGGUAUUGAUCCUGUUACCCACAAGCCCUUCUCUCACCUCAUGGCCGAGAUAGCCACCACGUUGGCUCCGCCACAGGUGGCUCAUCUCGCAGAAGCAGCGCUUGGCUGUUUCAAAGAUGAAAUGCUCCACCUCCUUACUAAGAAACGCAUUGAUUUCCAUCUUCAACAAUCAAAUGCGGCAAAAGGAAACACCACAGUUCCUUAUGUUAGCAGCAAAGAAAAUGAGAAAGAUGAUACAGCUGAGAAGUUCAAACUGAAUUUAUCAAGGGCUAUACAAGAACCUGACAUGCUACCCUUGAAUAAGCAGUGGGAGUCUACCGGGGCAACAUCGGGUAAUUUUGCAGGGGCUUGUGGCGUUUUCCCUGCGUCUGUUACUGGAUUUCAGUAUGGCCCAUCAUCUUUCGGCAAUGAAGGGGCUGGCUCACCAUGGAGCCAGAGCAUGUGUACUGGAAGCACAUGUACAGCAGGGUACCAAGGCAGGCCACGUGAGAAAUUAAAGGAUGAAAAUGGAGAGGAAUACGAAGGUGGAAAAGCAAUUAAGAAUGCAUCAAACAUAUUCAGUACAGAUUGCGUUUUAUGGGAUAUACCAUCUGAUGAUCUUAUCAAUCCUAUAUAUAGAGAUGCCUUUAACAACAAAGAAUAAUGUAGGCAAGAAUUUAU
Durio zibethinus is the source of this 1806-nucleotide messenger RNA. RefSeq names its product myb domain protein 103 (gene MYB80). The record is from RefSeq and is a predicted model, not a curated record. NCBI's taxonomy places the organism in Eukaryota, Viridiplantae, Streptophyta, Magnoliopsida, Malvales, Malvaceae.